This is a messenger RNA of Zootoca vivipara (common lizard), 2212 nucleotides long. The record is from RefSeq and is a predicted model, not a curated record. NCBI's taxonomy places the organism in Eukaryota, Metazoa, Chordata, Lepidosauria, Squamata, Lacertidae.
AUGAAGGAGACUUGCGGAAAUUAUUUGGAGAACCAGCCGCAAAGGCACUACGGGGUCACUGCUCCAAUUAGCUUGGCUCCUCCAAGGGAAAUAGAUUACAUCCACACACAGAAGCUGACUGAAGCCAUGAAGCCUUUUGGUGUAUUUGAAGAUGAGGAAGAGCUUGGUCGCAGGAUAGUUGUUCUCAGUAAACUAAAUAAUUUGGUCAGAGAGUGGAUUGUGGAGGUUGCAGAGAAGAAGAACCUCCCAUCUUCAGUCUCAUCACGUUGUGGUGGCAAGAUUUUUACGUUUGGUUCCUAUCGGCUUGGAGUCCACACAAAAGGUGCUGAUAUAGAUGCUCUCUGUGUUGCCCCUAGACAUGUGGAAAGGUCGGACUUCUUCCAGUUGUUCUUUGAGAAGCUAAAGCUCAAAGAUGGCAUCAGGAACUUAAGAGCAGUAGAAGAUGCAUAUGUACCAGUCAUCAAGUUUGAAUUUGAUGGUAUUGAGAUCGAUCUUGUCUUUGCGAGGCUGGCUGUGCCAAUCUUGUCUGAUAACCUGGAUCUUCGGGACAACUCGCAUCUGGGAAGCCUCGAUAUAAGGUGUAUUCGGAGCUUAAAUGGUUGCAGAGUCACUGAUGAAAUACUUCAUUUAGUACCAGACAAGGAGAACUUCAGGCUGACGCUCAGAGCAAUUAAACUGUGGGCAAAACGGCGUGGGAUUUAUUCAAAUAUGCUGGGAUUUCUUGGUGGUGUUUCUUGGGCCAUGCUGGUGGCAAGGACGUGUCAGCUGUAUCCGAAUGCCUUGGCCUCAACGCUGGUUCAUAAAUUCUUCCUGGUUUUCUCCAGGUGGGAAUGGCCCAAUCCAGUCUUGUUGAAAGAGCCCGAAGAGAGCAACCUCAACUUGCCAGCCUGGGACCCCAGGGUAAAUCCAUCAGACAGGUAUCACCUGAUGCCCAUCAUCACCCCAGCAUAUCCACAACAGAACUCCACGUAUAAUGUGUCAACUUCAACCAGAGCGGUAAUGGUAGAAGAAUUCAAAUACGGUCUUGUGGUUACAGACGAGAUUCUUCAAGGAAAAUCAGACUGGUCAAAGCUGCUUGAGCCGUCCAACUUCUUUCAAAAGUACAAGCAUUACAUUGUGUUGACUGCCAGUUCCUCAACUGAAGAGCACCAUUUGGAAUGGGUCGGCCUGGUAGAAUCGAAAAUCCGCGUGCUUGUUGGAAACAUGGAACGGAAUGAAUGUAUUGCAAUCGCCCAAGUAAAUCCGCAGUCCUUCCAAGGGAGUAAAGAAAAAUUCAAAGAGAGCGACUUUGUGUCUGUAUGGUUUCUGGGGAUACUUUUUAAGAAAGCGGAGAAUGCCGAGAGUGUCUGCGUUGACUUAACCUACGAUAUCCAGUCGUUCACGGACACAGUUUAUAGGCAGGCAAAUAAUAUCAGCCUGUUGAAAGAAGGCAUGAAGAUCGAAGCUACUCACGUGAGGAAGAAACAGCUCCACUAUUACUUGCCUGCAGACGUCUUGCAGAAGAGAAAAAAGAGUAUGCCAGACAUAGGCCAACACAUUGGUGGACCUUUGUUGAGAAACACACCUGUGGAUGACGGCUACUUGGGAAGAUACAGGGAUGUAGGCGUUGGGACACAAUCCAGGGCUCUUCCCCCUUUCAGCAGCAUGGCAAAACCCAACAGCAGUUCUUCAAAAGAAGCAGAAAGGAAUGCUGUCUUUCAAAGUACCACCAUCUAUACUAACAGAGAGAAGCCACUGAACGUCCUUCAGCCUUUGAUGCCUUCUCAAGGUUUGUCCAUUCCGGUAGUUGGUGCAGAGCCGGAUUCCACAGUUGCAGACAACAUGGCUGCACCUCCUCCAAGCACCUACAGUAUCUCCAAGGCUGUAGAGCAAAAUGUGGCUCCCACAACUGCUCAUAACCAACGGCAGCAUCUGGACGGACUGGCUUCUGCAAGCGUGAAAAACAUAUCCGUGAACAAGAGAGGUCACGCACCUGCCUUGCAAGAUGGGUUCAAACGACUGAAAGAUGUAGAAAGGCGCAGCCUCGGAGACACCACACUGGUUCCAACUUCUGGCACAUUAAGAUCACAGCGGCUUUCCAGUAAAGAGUUACCAGAUUCAUCCUCUCCAAUUCCAGCAAGCGGAGUUCGUGUUGUUAAAAACUCCAUCAGGCUGACGCUCAACCGAUAGCAGGCGCCUCGUCGGGCAAUGUUAAGUGCAAUGUGUUUUUAAU